Messenger RNA from Myzus persicae (green peach aphid), 1244 nucleotides. RefSeq lists its product as uncharacterized. The coding region runs from base 292 to 1206 and encodes 304 amino acids. NCBI's taxonomy places the organism in Eukaryota, Metazoa, Arthropoda, Insecta, Hemiptera, Aphididae. The record is from RefSeq and is a predicted model, not a curated record. The transcript has 2 exons.
ACCACGUAAAUAACAUUUUUUUUGAAAAUGACAUUUUGGUAUCACUGUAUAGAUUAUAAUUUUCUCUAUCACUUUUAUUAUGUACCAUGAGUCCAUUAUAUUGUUUUUUCCCGCUCAAAUUAAAGGUUUUGUGAUACCACGUAUUACAUUUUGAUUUUGAUAACACGUAUCUACCAUAAUGAACAUUAUAAUAAUAUUAUUCAACAUAAACGCUGGUGGAGCUAGACUGCUAGUCUUAAGACAGUUCAGCACUAAUAAUAUUGAACGUCUUACUAUACAGCAUUAUACAUCAUGACAUCAAAAAGAAGAAUUAAACACCUAUUGGAGCUUGCUAAUGAAGCUAGUAAUAAAGAUGACGCUAUGAACAACAUUACAUAUAAAAAAAAAAGUAAGACAAAUAUUACCAAUUUCUCUAAUAAGAAACCAAAAUAUGAAACUAAUUUAAUAGCCAAUUCAACUAUUUCAAAAACAAAAUAUGAAGUUUUAACAGAAGAUUCCUUAAAGGAUAUUGAAUUCAUUUAUGAGAAUGUUGUAACUUCUAUAAAUGAACCAGAUAAUAUUUAUAAUGAAAAUAAUUUAAAUGUUCCUAAUAAUACUGCACCAACUAUUGAAAAUCAAGUUGAUGAUAGUAUUUAUAACAAGACUGACUGUAUAAUUAAUUUUGAAACUGAUAAUUCUGAAUUUAAUAAUUAUGAAGAUUGCUUAAAGGAUAAUAUUGAAUUAACUUAUGAACAUGUAGAAGUUGUAACUUCCAUUGAUGUACCAGGUAAUAUUUCUAAUGAAAAUAAUUUAAAUGUUCCUAGGAAAAAUCCAUCACCCUAUGAAUCCCACUCUGUUAACUAUUCAGAUUUCUAUGACUACAAAAAAUUGAAUUAUUAUAAGUCUAUCCGACCUGGGCGAUCAAAGGGUGACCCUGAAGUUCGAAAUAUAAGAGCUCUUAAAUAUGAUCCCACAACCAAAAAAAUAUAUUACAAAAUAAAUUUUGAACAUGAAUAUACAGAAUUACCCCAGUACCAUCGAACAAAAAAAACUAUAGAUCUGUCCAUCAACACACCUUGUUUGUAUAAUAGCAGAAUUCCUAUUACUCUGUCCAAGUGGAAUGAUCUCCAAAAAUUAAAAACGGUUCUACCAACUGAUGUCCACGAUUAUUAUGACAAUAUACCUCACUUAAAGACUUAUAAAGAAAGAAAAUGUGAUAAAAUUUAGUUAUUAUGUUUUUUUUUUUUUUUAUAAUUAUUAUUAUG